Molecule: messenger RNA, 2484 nt
Organism: Podarcis muralis (Common wall lizard)
Lineage: Eukaryota; Metazoa; Chordata; Lepidosauria; Squamata; Lacertidae
Product: vomeronasal type-2 receptor 26-like
Biological process (GO): G protein-coupled receptor signaling pathway
Cellular component (GO): plasma membrane
Molecular function (GO): G protein-coupled receptor activity
Source: RefSeq, a predicted model, not a curated record
AUGCUAUUUUCUCUAAAUGAGGGCAACAUUCCGAUUGCUCAAUGUUCCAUCAGGCAUCCUCUUCCUAUUCUUCAUGAAUAUUAUCAGUCCGGAGACAUCGUUGUUGCUGGCAUUAUUUCUCAAAUCUAUAUAACUUCAAGUGUAGCCUUCAAUAUACCACCCUCUCCUGAAUUCCUUGAGGACAUUAUCCAUUUCAGUGCAAGCUGGACCUAUCAAGCCUCCAUGGAACUUCUCUCUAGACAAGGACGACUCAUCCCUAACUACAAGUGUGAUGUGGUGAACACCCCAGUUGCAGUCAUUGGAGGAUCGAACUCUGAAGUAGGCCUUGACAUGGCAACAAUCCUCUGCAUCUACAAGAUGCCACAACUCAUCUAUGGCUCUUCGCCUAUUUUGAAUAAAGACAUGCAAGCAGUUUUCUUCCAUAAAAUAUUUCCAGAUGGGGUUCAACAAUAUGAGGGGAUCGUCCAGCUACUGCUGCAUUUCAGUUGGAUGUGGAUUGGCGUGCUUUUUCUCUACGAUGACACUGGAGACAGAUUUGUACAAAACGUUCUUCCCAUGUUUGCCGAGAAGGGCAUCUGCUUUGAUUUUAUAGAAAGUUUUCCUAAGGUAUCUUUUUCUGAUGAUUUGGAUGACCUGGUGGAGGAAGGUUCUAAAACAAUCAGCAUUGUUGUGGGAAGCACCACAAAUGUUGUAGUUGUGAAUGGUGAAAUUCAUACAAUUAUGGUAAUGAGAAUGAUGCCCACACUUGCAGAAGCAAAUGGCAUAAAAAUAGAAGGCAAGGCAAAAGUCUGGAUUAUGACAGCUCAGAUGGACUUCACAUCCUUUCCCAUUCAAAGAGGUUGGGACAUAGCUUUCCUCCACGGUGCUCUAGCCUUUGCAGUUCAUUCUAGGGAUCUUCUAGGAUUCCAGAAAUUUAUUCAGAUGAGAAACCCAAUCUUGGAAAAAGAAGAUGGCUUUGUCAGGCUUUUCUGGGAAGAGGCAUUUCAUUGUCAUUUUACUGAUCCUACUUUGGAGGAGAAAGACGAACAGAUCUGCACUGGGGAGGAGAAUAUCGAGAGCCUUCCUGGGUCUGUUUUUGAAAUGAGCAUGACAGCCCACAGCUACAGCAUCUACAAUUCUGUAUAUGUUGUGGCACAUGCUUUGCACACCAUGCUUUCCACCAAAUUAAAAUACAGAGGAAUGGCAGGUACAGUAAGGUGGGAACUUUUGAAUCAACAGCCAUGGCAGCUCCACCACAUUCUGAGAAGUGUAUCGUUUAAUAAUAGUGCUGGAGAAGAAGUUUCAUUUGACCAAAAUGGACAAUUAGUAUCUGGAUUUGAUAUUAUCAACUGGAUCACAUUCCCAAACGAGUCAUUUCUUAGAGUCAAAGUUGGAAGGCUGGAUUCCCAGGCUCCUCUGGACGAGUGGUUAACCAUUCAUGAUGAUGCCAUCAUGUGGCCAGAGAGAUUUAACCAGGUAAAGCCCCUUUCUGAGUGCAAUGAGAAGUGCCUUUCAGGUUAUAGUAGAACCAAGAAGGAAGGGCAGCCAUCUUGCUGCUAUGAUUGCCUCCCAUGUCCAGAAGAGAAGAUCUCAAACCAGACGGACAUGGAUGACUGUUUUGAAUGCCCUGGAGACCAGUAUUCAAACAUUUACCAGAAUGGAUGCCUUCCGAAACAAAUAACCUUCUUGUCUUAUGAAGAACCUCUGGGGAGCAGUUUGGCUACUCUUGAUCUCACCUUUUCUUUCAUCACAGCUUUGGUGCUUCAAAUCUUCAUUAAGUACAGGGAUACUCCCAUAGUCAAGGCCAACAACCGGAACCUCACCUAUGCUCUCCUCAUCUCCCUCUUGCUCGCUUUCUCUUCUGCUUUGUUGUUCAUUGGCCAGCCUGUACAGCUAACGUGCCUCCUUCAACAAACUGCUUUUGCCAUGAUUUUCUCAGUGGCAGUUUCUUGCAUAUUGGCCAAAACCACCAUUGUGGUUCUAGCAUUCAUGGCCAGCAAGCCAGGGUCUAGGAUGAGGAAAUGGGUAGGCAAUAGACUAUCUAGCUGCAUUGUCUUUUGCUGCUCCCUUAUUCAGGCUGGUAUUUGUAUGAUUUGGCUGAUAACUUCUCCCCCAUUCCCAGAUUUUGACAUGCAUUCAAUGACUCAAGAAAUUGUACUAAAAUGUAACGAAGCUUCAACUAUAAUGUUUUGCUGUGCCCUGGGAUUCAUGGGUUUCCUGGCUAUUGUCAGCUUCACGGUGGCUUUUCUGGCUAGGAAGUUACCCGACAGUUUUAAUGAAGCCAAGUUCAUCACCUUCAGCAUGUUGGUCUUUUGCAGUGUUUGGUUGUCCUUUAUUCCAACCUACCUGAGUACCAAGGGGAAAUACAUGGUGGCAGUGGAGGUCUUCUCCAUCUUGUCCUCUAGUUUUGGAUUACUGGGCUGUAUCUUUUUCCCUAAAUGCUUUGUUAUUUUGCUGAGGCCAGAAUUGAACAGCAAAGAGAAACUGAUAAGAAGAAAGAAUUGA